This is a messenger RNA of Nematostella vectensis (starlet sea anemone), 1567 nucleotides long. Its product is annotated as ubiquitin-conjugating enzyme E2 variant 2. Gene Ontology annotation, biological process: DNA damage tolerance; protein K63-linked ubiquitination. The transcript has 5 exons. Gene Ontology annotation, cellular component: nucleus. The record is from RefSeq and is a predicted model, not a curated record. The coding region runs from base 61 to 486 and encodes 141 amino acids. Lineage: Eukaryota; Metazoa; Cnidaria; Anthozoa; Actiniaria; Edwardsiidae.
UCUCCUCUCGGCUCAUAGCUCGAAGGUGUCGACGGGAUUCCGAAAAAAGAAGAAGGCAAAAUGGCCGCUAAAGACAGUUUCAAAGUUCCUCGUAAUUUUCGGCUCUUGGAUGAGUUGGAGGAGGGCCAAAAAGGCGGUGAUGGUACCGUGAGCUGGGGGCUGGAGUCAGACGACGAUAUGGAGCUAUAUAGGUGGAAUGGCAUGAUUCUCGGCCCCGCGAGGACAGUUUUUGAAAACCGAAUUUACAACCUUAAGAUUGUAUGUGGUCCAAAUUAUCCACAAAAGCCACCAACAGUCAAAUUUGUAUCCAAAAUUAACAUGAAUGGUGUCAACAGUAAAGGAGAGGUCGAGGAGAGGCAACACCCAUUACUAAGCAGAUGGAACCAAGGAGAAAGUAUAAAAUCUAUACUAACUUCACUUAGAAAACAGAUGACAGAGAAGCAGAAUUGCAAAUUGCAGCAGCCGCCGGAGGGAAGUACCUAUUAGACACACCCUUGCCAUCUACUGUGUGCACCUAUAAGCCACACCUUGCUGUCUGCUAGGAGCUUUUUCUAGCCAUUUCUAUACCCUUCAUUCCUGCUGUCCAGUUAUGUCUAAAUCUCACUUUUAGCUAGAAUUUUGAGGCUUUCCAGUCCUAGUAUAUCAAAGCUUAAUCAUAUAGACAUGCGCAAAUAGCAUAGCCAUUGUUUGAAAGGAACAUGUAUUAUUGCCCUUCAAUGGCAUGCUGAUUGCGUAUUACUUGAUAGUCAGAUCUGCUAGAAUAUUUUCCAAUUGAAAUUCAGGCUACAAAGUAUUCAAUACCUUAAGAAAGCAUUGUCCAGUGUCCAUUAUCUCAGUAUUUGUUGAGCAUGUUUGAAAACUGUAACCAGUUAUAAUUUUAUUAUAUAAAAUUAGCCUCUUCUUAAACCUGAGCUAUCACAUUUCUAUUGUUAAUGAGAUUUCUAACUGACGAUCAGGCCCAAUUGACAAUAAUAAAAAUGGCACCUCACCUUACAUUUAGCAAAAAUCUUCCAAAGGUUGUCUUAUUUAUCUCAGCAAAUUUUUGUUUUCUCAAAAAAUCAUUAAUCCAAACAAAUUUGUUUCUUGAUUUAUCUAAAUAAAAGGGUAGAUUAUUAGUCAAUUUAUGGAAUAAUACAACUCUGCCCCCUUCUGCUUUCCAUUUCGUCAUCCUAGUACAAUACCAAGUGCAAACAAGAAUCUAUUUCCAUCAACUAAUAUGGGAACGCUAUUGCCCAUAUAGGAAAAUAACUCAUAAAUAACUAAACUUUGUUUUUAAAUAUUUUAAAAUUUCUUCAAGUGAUUUCCUUCCCAUUUUGAAUGAAAAUAUUUACAAUGGCGUGGCGGAUAAGGGCUCUUCAAUUGUUUGCCAGUAGUACUUUUACUCCCAGCAUCUUGGUUUGCUGCAAGGUGUAAUGUCUAGUGCCAAAUUUUCAUUAUUGUUGUUUGACCUCACUAGGUAGUCUAAGAGUUACCUCUUUGUUUGUAAGUUGUUUGUUUGCGACUGUAUGUAUUAGAGAGAUAAUUUGGUCUCAAUAUCUCUGAUAAUAAAAAGAUGUGUUUUUUUUUU